Sus scrofa (pig) is the source of this 8492-nucleotide messenger RNA. It is a transcript of the gene TRAK1, whose product is annotated as trafficking kinesin protein 1. NCBI's taxonomy places the organism in Eukaryota, Metazoa, Chordata, Mammalia, Artiodactyla, Suidae. Gene Ontology annotation, biological process: neurogenesis; protein targeting; endosome to lysosome transport. Gene Ontology annotation, molecular function: GABA receptor binding; myosin binding. Gene Ontology annotation, cellular component: cytoplasmic vesicle; dendrite; mitochondrion. The record is from RefSeq and is a predicted model, not a curated record.
CACCUGGGUGACGAUGGGCCAGUGGCUCUGUGUACACCCUCCACUCCAGCUGAGCCAGGGCAUGUCCACAGCCCCAGCUGGGCCAAGUGUGCGCCCCACGGGCUCCGGCCCCAAUGCCUCCUCCGGGCAGGCAGCCAGGAGCUCCCUCAAGGGCAGCCCCUUAGGGGAUGUUUUGGCUUUGGGGUGACUUCAGCAAUGUCCCUAAGAGAUCUGGGAGGGGAAGAAGAAUGUUUUGAGUACGACUGCCAGGAUGAAGAGACGAAGCCCACCCAUGAGCAGCCUGAAACCCUGGACCUCUUGGAGGAGGUUUUAUGUGCUGAAAGAGUUGGCCAGAUGACUAAGACAUAUAAUGACAUAGAUGCUGUAACUCGGCUUCUUGAGGAGAAAGAGCGGGAUUUAGAGUUGGCUGCUCGGAUCGGCCAGUCGUUGCUGAAGAAGAACAAGACCCUAACCGAGAGGAACGAGCUACUGGAGGAGCAGGUGGAACACAUUAGGGAGGAGGUGUCACAGCUCCGGCAUGAACUGUCCAUGAAGGAUGAGCUGCUUCAGUUCUACACCAGCGCUGCGGAGGAGAGCGAGCCGGAGUCCGUGUGCUCCACUCCGUUGAAGAGGAAUGAGUCGUCCUCCUCCGUCCAGAAUUACUUCCACCUGGAUUCUCUCCAGAAGAAGCUGAAGGACCUGGAAGAGGAGAAUGUUGUACUUCGAUCAGAGGCCUGCCAGCUGAAGACAGAGACCAUCACCUAUGAAGAGAAGGAGCAGCAGCUAGUCAACGACUGCGUGAAGGAACUGAGGGACGCCAAUGUGCAGAUUGCCAGUAUCUCAGAGGAACUGGCCAAGAAGACAGAAGAUGCUGCCCGCCAGCAGGAGGAGAUCACACACCUGCUCUCGCAAAUAGUCGAUUUGCAGAAGAAGGCAAAAGCGUGUGCAGUGGAAAAUGAAGAACUGGUCCAGCACUUGGGAGCCGCUAAGGAUGCCCAGCGGCAGCUCACGGCUGAGCUGCGUGAGCUGGAGGACAAGUAUGCCGAGUGCAUGGAGAUGCUCCACGAGGCACAGGAGGAGCUCAAGAACCUCCGGAACAAGACCAUGCCCAACACCACGUCCCGUCGCUACCACUCCCUGGGCCUAUUUCCCAUGGACUCCUUGGCGGCAGAGAUCGAGGGAACCAUGCGCAAGGAGCUGCAGCUGGAAGAGCCCGAGUCGCCAGAUAUCGCUCAUCAGAAGCGAGUCUUUGAAACUGUGAGAAACAUCAAUCAGGUCGUCAAGCAGAGGUCUCUUACCCCAUCCCCUAUGAACAUCCCCGGCUCCAACCAGUCCUCGGCCAUGAACUCCCUCCUGUCUAGCUGUGUCAGCACUCCCCGGUCCAGCUUCUACGGCAGCGAUGUCGGCAACGUCGUUCUGGACAACAAGACCAACAGCAUCAUCCUGGAAGCAGAGUCAGCUGACCUGGGAAACGGGGAGCGGAGUAAGAAGCCAGGCACGCCAGGAACGCCAGGGUCCCACGAUCUGGAGACGGCGCUGCGAAGGCUGUCCCUCCGCCGGGAGAACUACCUCUCGGAGAGGAGGUUCUUCGAGGAGGAGCAGGAGCGGAAGCUCAGGGAGCUGGCGGAGAAGGGCGAGCUGCUCAGCGGCUCCCUGACGCCCACCGAGAGCAUCAUGUCCCUCGGCACCCACUCGCGGUUCUCCGAGUUCACCGGCUUCUCUGGCAUGUCAUUCAGCAGCCGCUCCUACCUGCCCGAGAAGCUGCAGAUCGUCAAGCCGCUGGAAGGUUCUGCCACCCUUCACCACUGGCAGCAGCUGGCUCAGCCUCACCUUGGGGGCAUCCUGGACCCCCGGCCCGGUGUGGUCACCAAGGGCUUCCGGACUCUGGACGUUGACCUGGACGAAGUGUACUGCCUUAACGACUUUGAGGAAGACGACACAGGUGACCACAUUUCCCUCCCGGGCCUAGCUACCUCCACGCCAGUUCAGCACCCAGAGACCUCAGGUGAGAGGUCCCGAGCACGCGUGACUGUCUCAGGCAGCAGAAGUUACCCGAGCCGGCCUCAGGCUUCCCCAGAGGAGAUGCAGGAGCCGCCAGCGGCCGAGAAGGAGGAGGAGGAGGAGGGGUCUGGUGAGGGCACCGCGAUCAGUCCUGUAAACCUGGCGCCUCUCCCGGAGGCAGAGUUCCGGGCCAUUCUCACCUCUGUUCCGAGCACCAUCCGUAGUGCCUCUCUGUCUGUAGCUUCCGCUCGUCUGUGUGGGUGAUGAUGAAGCAUUCCCAUCGUGCGGGUCUGUUUUUUAAUAGAGUCAGAUGCCUCCUUUUGUAACAAGUAGGUCUGGCUCCCUGCCCAUCUUGGAGGUGCAUGGCCCAGCGGGCUCUCGAAGGGGAGCAGGAAAGGCUGCUAAAAAGACGUGGGUUAUUACCCCCUCACACACACACAUCGCCCCCAGAACAUCAGCUCCCCGUUCCUGGUCUGGGUCCCUCGCCAUGUCUAACAGGCAGCUUCUCGAGUCCCCUGGUGGCUUCCAAACUGAGCUGAGCCGACUUGGGCAGUUUUAUGAGUGCCGGAUUGUUCAGAAGGUGAAAGGCAGAAUCUGUUACCUACACAAUGCAUUAAAAUUGGAAGAAGCCCAGAAAGGGUUUGGGAUUUCAGACAACACAUCAUACAUCAGCCUGUUCCCUUUCCUAACUGCAGUGAAGGCGUAUGAGUUUUCGCUCCAGCUUAUUACAUGUGUUCAAAAUGGAUUUUUUAAAAGUGUUUUAGCAAUGUUCCUUAAUCCAACAAGCCCUCAGAGGAUGUCGGUCAGCUCUUUUAGAGAACUCUAGAUGAAUCUGGAAAGAGCCUUGACAGAUCUCUGUGCACCUACCUCUUCCCCAUAGUAAAUACAGGACCAUGAGUUUGCAGAAUUACUCACACAUCCUAGGCAUCUCUGAGAUGAAAAGCUUUGUGAUCAGGGCCCUGGGAUCACAGGGUCAUGUGGUUUUACUGUGUAUCCCAGACUUCCUGGACCUCCUGGUUGCUUGGGCUGAGGGGAGAGACCCAGAAAAAGAUGAAUUAACUCAGUGUCAUCAUCUUCAUGACAUUCUCAAGUCACCUGGUUUGAGGAGAGGACGUUUGUCUUUGUGGCUGGUAAUUUUCAUUCAUGAAAAGCCCAACACUCCCCACAAAGUACAGGGCAGGGGAGAGCUGAGGUUCACGGUGGUAUCUCCCCUCCCCUGGCUAAGUUCACACACCUGUGGCCAAGGGACUUUUUGCUUCGAGUGAACUUUAGAGGUAUCAUCAUGUAAAAAGAAUUGUUUAGCUCCUAGGUUUAUUUAUGGUUUAUUUUUAUUUUUUAGCUAUUAAGUUACCAGGUUAAGCUUGCAAGGGAAUGAAAAUCCUUAUUCUUUAGGAUCUUCUCACUUAAGAAAAGGAAACCAGCUUUAGCAUUGUUACCUGUCUUUGUCAUCAGCACUGGUGUGCUUCCAGAAGACACCAUGUCUGCUGAUGUUAUAGCCAAAGGGGCAGGCAUUGUAUUGCAGGCUUCGCUGCAGCCCUACAGGUGGAAUAGAAGGUGAAUCCUGUAAAUUUAAAGAAGCACCAUUAGGUUCUUCUCUGAGAAGUUGAAGAGAAGGAAUAAACCUUAUCAGGUCAGCUAAGACCAUCUCUCUGAGGACAGAGGGAGUGAGGGUACCAGAUACAAGGAGCUAAGUCCCAAUCACUUUCCUUACAACACAAAAAGGCGUUAUCCGUCACUUCUCUCUUUACUCAAACCUGUAGCAAGUCCAUUCCAGCAACUUUGAGGAGAGGCACACAAACGUACUGUGGAGGGGUCAUGCUGGAACUGCAUGACCAAAAAGAAUGGAUAUAGGAAGUUCCCAUUGUGGCUUAGCAGUAAUAAGCCUGACUAGUAUCCAUGAGGAUUCGGGUUCAAUGCCUGGCCUCACUCAGUGGGUUAAGGAUCUGGUGUUGCCAUAAGCCGUGGUGUAGGUCACAAACACGGCUCAGAUCCCAAGUUGCUGUGGCUGUGGCUGGCAGCUGUAGCUCUGAUUCAGUCCCUAGCCAGGGCUCUUCUAAAUGCUGCGGGUGCAGCCCUGAAAAGCAAAAUAAAAUAAAAAAUAAAAGAAAGGAAGGAAGAAAAAAAGAAUGUUAGGGAUUGCUCAAGGUAAUUUAGGGAAGGUCUGAUCAACUAGACCUGGAUUCUUUUAAGCUUGUUUUCUGGGUAGAACUUAUUAAAAGUUCAACACAGGAGGGAAAGGCACGAGCAGUGACUUGGCUCUGUUUUCCCUCUAUGUGGAAUGACAGGGCCGUUUUGAGUCUUGGAAUGUGAGAAGCACAUCACUCUACAUAAAACAUCUCAGAGGCCCCGAGUGGCACUAUGCACACAAUCUUGGAGUCACAGGAAGACAGAGAGGCUUCAGUGGGAAGGCCUGGGGCAUCCUCUGUCUUGGGAUGGCCUGAUCCCUGCCUUGGUCUGUUCUUUCCUGGUGCCAAACAGCACAAUUCCAGGAGCUGCCAUGUGCCUGGGAAAAAGUAGUUGGGAGAAACUCUGAAAACAGAAGGUGAUUAACCUUUUUAAAAAAAAAAAAAAAACUGGUCUUAUGAAAAGAAAUUGGGAAAAUUUUGUAUAUUAGGCACUUUGUCUAGAGCCUGAUCUCUCAUGGACAAAAAAUUUUGAGUACUGAAAAAAUUUAUUAGUAUAUUUAAUGUAUUAUUGUUAUCAUCAUUUGAUUUUUAUAAUCCCAUGUCUUUAAGAAGGAUGAAUCCUUGUUGUUCUAUUUGUAAAUAAUUUAGAUGAUUAAAAUGGAUUAUUUAAAACAAUUUUUAGAUUAUAGUUUUACUUUAUUUCAGUGACUAUUAUGUUUUAAUUCAUAUAGAAAGUACACUUUUAUCAGAAAUAGAUAUAAUCUCAUACUACCAGUGUUCUGAAUAUUAGGUAUUUCAUGUGUAGAGAAGAGCCUGCAUGUGGUGAAGGAUUAAGAUCAGCGUUUUUUUAAAGUCACACAGUUAUGCUGGUAGAUGGUUGACUGGAUGGACAGUCCAGUUGAAUUAUCUCAGUUAUUAUUGCCUUAAUUCUUUUUUUUUUUUUUUGAGUUUAAAAGGCCAGCCAAAAAGAGGUUUUUUUUUAAAUUAUUCAACGAAUUUUAUUACAUUUAUAGUUGUACCUUAAUUCUUAAAGGGCAGGCAGAGGCAGGAUUAAAGCAACAUAGAAAAAAGCAAAAGUCAGUUUAAUACUCAUGCAUGUGGAGACCAUUUCCAGUAAGAAAAAUCUCCUAAAAUAGUCUACAAAUCAUGGCAGCCUUUCUGACAGUGGUCCUGCAGGGAAGCUGUGUCAUAUUUAGGGCUAAGAUCCUAAAGUAAGUGUUGAAGGCAAAAAUCACAUUUGGUCAGCAGUGCCCUUGAAAAUCUCUGAUGCUGCAGCACAUGGGUCCCCAGAAGCAAAAGCCAACAGCUAGCUUCUUUUGUAGCUUUCUUUGAUACAUGGGUCUAGCUAGGUUCUGUUCAGGAGCAGUUACUUGAAGGGAAGGGAGCAUCUGGUGGAUGAAAGGAGGCAGAGGAAAAGCUCAGGAGCUGAGGAUUACUCCAGCUUCUUUCAGGAUGGGUGUAAGCACAGCCCCUUACCCCCCUCUCCCCCCACCUCCCACCACGGGCAUCCUGCUACCCUGCCAGCCCCGCUGCAGAAGCAGGACUCAGGUGAGCUUGUGAGGAAACAUUGGCUGUGGAACCUGACGGAUCUGGAAGGAAAAAUCUGGCACCUUCUAUUCAGAGACCGUCGGGUCUGAGAAGGUUUCCUUCUGGUCCCCACAAAGAGAGUUGACAACGAGUUCCCACUCUGUGAGACUUUUCAAGCCAGCCCCGGUGUGCAGCGGUUACAGGAGUUGGCUCACUAUGGACAGAGCAGGGGUCUGCUCCUACUCCCCUGUAUUAGGAGGUGGUGAGGAAUCCCUGUGCUCUUCCAUCAAAAUAUAUAUUAAACCGGAACAGGCCAACUGCAGCCCAAAGUGGAAAAAUAAAUGAAGAACCAGAUAACGGACUUCUUCAAGACAGCUUGGAGUCAACCCUGCUUAAAAUUUCCAGAACAAGCCCACUUGCUGGAAGCACUUUCUCUAUGGAACCUCACCUCUGAAAACCACAGGAGAGCCCUCUCACACUCCGAGGGGCACGACAUGGACUGUUGAGUGGGCGCCUGCACUCCGCCCAUUUUCCACCCCCUCUUCAGGCUCCGAGGGCCCCUGAGGAAGUACGCGGGUGGGUGUAGAGGCUCAGAUACGGUUUCCGGUUGCGCCGCCUAGUGGCUCAUAGGAGCAGUGCACUUUUGAGCUGGCUCCUGGAUCACACUGGAUGAUGGUCUUGAUGCAGCUUAGCCAGGCCCCUUCCUGGUGUCACCACAGAAAGACUGAGAGAAAGGCAGAGAGCAUGUGGUCCAGCUUUGUUGGCAUCUGAAGGCUCCAGAGAGAUUUGUUUUGCAUUUUUCCUUUUUGACAUUUUAACAGCCUUCUGAAAAAUCCCUUUAUCUCCUGCAGCCACUUGAGGGAAUUUCUUGUCCUCUCUGUGCAAAACUAUGAGAUUGUCCCUCUGGUAACUCGUAUACUUUUUAGAUGAAACGGACUAGACAGCUUAGUAUAGUAGGAUGAGUAGACUUUUCAUUUUUAAAAUUUUUGCAGAAACCAAAAAUAAGUUGUGCAGAAACCAGAAAAAAGAUCUUGUGAUGUGGUUCACAUUCUCUGUAACAGAAACCUCCCAAAGGCCUAUGGGCUGGAUGUCUGCAAAGGGGAUUCAGAGGUCCUUAGAGCUGCAGGAGCAGACAAGGACUGUGUUGAAGAAAUACUUAAGAAGCAGAGAAAAAUAGUUGCAGGUCCAUGUCAGUCCUGGAACUAAAGGCUUUAAAGAUGUCCUUAUAACACUGUGUAGUUUAAAAAUCACUUUCAUCUUAUUGUUUUAAAAAGAAAAGCUGUACUACUGUAUCUGAAAUAGCGCUUGGUUCCCCACCCCCCAAAGAAGAACUCUUGUUGAAAUGACUUUGAUCAUGAGCUUUUCCCACAUGAACUCAUCAUAGAACUUUUUUUUUGAGAGAAGUUCAUGCACAGAAGUGAUAGAAAAAGUCUUUAGAGCAUUUUCUAUGCCCCGAGAGUUUAGUUUUUUAGGAAGAAUUCUAAAUCAUUGUUUUUUGCUUUUAUGAAUGGGCAUAUAGUUGACAGGUAAAGAUACACCCCCCUCCCCAGUGGGGUGUGUGUGUGUGUGUGUGUGUGUUGGUGAAUGAGUUUAUAGAAAUGGCAGAGUAGAUCCAAGUUGUGUGACAGCAGCUUCGCAUGACAUGUUCAAGUGGCAUUUUGUUUUAUUUUACUCAAGGUGACCACUUCCCAUGAUGUAUGAGAAAAAAUAUGGAGGGCUCUCAGUGUGUCGUAAAGACAGACCCUUUUUCCAAGAUUUUGGGUCAUCUUUGUAAUUUUAAAAAAAUAUUUUAGUAAAUUACUUCUGUGAGCAAAAACAUAGCUUGGAUGUCCAGCAUUCCUCUGUCCUCUUUGAUUCCCGGGGAAGCAGCCUGGGUGGGGAGAGGGUGUCACAGUACCUGCUAGAGCUCGGUGGCCCAGCUGCACCCUGACAGCUGUGCAGGCUCAGGGGAGGGUCCUUUUAAGGACUGUGUGCUACAGUGGCCUUUAGAGAGAAACGUUUCUGGUCUCCCCAGCUCACUCCUGCUUGGCCUUCCCCAUGGAUAGGGGAAGGGAGGCACUCUUCAGAUUGAGUGACAUGCGUGAGUAGUGUAUGCGGAUCUAUCUCAUCACGUGGACAGACAGGCUGCAAAGCUCAGUCAUCCUGCAGGUCCCCAUCAGUGUGUCUGGCCUUGACCGUGUUCCUUUCCUCUUCUCACCUUUGGAGCCUUGGGGUGCGGGGAGAGCAGUGGAUUUUCCUGCCCAUCUUCCCUGGAGCUUUCCGCUAAGCUGCAGUUAUCCUACGGAGCACACAUGCAGAUAAUCCGCAGCGCCAUCUUCAGGGGCAUCCAGGGAGGAAGCCCCUGCUCACUGGAGACUGGCAGCCGGCCCAGGAGUCCCCCACGACUGGCUGCAGAGCCAGAUCCCAAGCACCCAAUUUUCCAGUUGGAAUCAGGUACCACACACCCCCAGGGGAGCACAGCCAGUUAGAACCAUUUACCAAGUGCACCUGGGUCAGUCACGGAGAAAGUGAGCAGAGUGACUCUCCCCCAUACAAAGCCCUCUGAGGCCCCCACCUUGGCUGAAGGAUGUGUGCUUACACUUGGCUCAUUUUCAGGACAAAAAAAUCUACGAGAUAGCAUACUGUAUGUAGUUCACCAAUGUAGCAGAUCUUGAAUAAUCCAGAAGUAAUUAAAUUUAAGUAUUCUCUUUGAUAGAUUAGGAUUGUGGAACAGUAAGAACCUGAGGGAGAAGCAAAUAAAAAUAAUAAAGGAUCAGGGAUUGGGGGAGUACAAGUUCAUUCCUAAAUAAAAUACUUGACGAACACGCUUGUCAGUGUUAAAUACACACUGCUGUCCUUCGGUCAGACUGAGAAAAAGAA